AUGGCUAUUUUACACCUAAAAGACACUCUCAAAAGCGUUACAAUCGAGACGGAUGGGAGUUGGGAAGCAGCAAAAGGUAUCAAAGUGCUACAGAGCUCUCUCUCCAAGAUAGAAACUCUUUGUUUUGUCAGGCUCGACCCUUUAUUAGAGUUGUGUGCCCUCUCUUGCGUAUGGGCAUGCUCGAAAAAAGUCAAGAGAAUGCCAACCAGCCAAAUGGCCCGCCUAUUCAGACGUCAUAUAUUUGGCGCCUCGUCGAUUCUUUGAUGUGUUUGAAAUCUCUUCCUCUUCUGGCAAAGCUACAAUACGUAACACUCAUCUCAGGAGUAGACAACGGUCUAAAAUCCUUCCAUCCUAGGCAUUACCUCCUAGAUAUCCAUGAG
This is a messenger RNA of Acaulospora colombiana, 380 nucleotides long. NCBI's taxonomy places the organism in Eukaryota, Fungi, Glomeromycota, Glomeromycetes, Diversisporales, Acaulosporaceae. The record is from the annotation of a GenBank genome assembly.